AUGCAUAAGCAGUUGGCAGCAUUUCCUGAAAAUGUUGUAAUUUUCAUAUCAUGGCAUCAUCAAGUGGUUUGGCGAGGCGAGCGGCCCCCAUCUGGCCGUGGCCCAGUUGCCAGUGGCCAGUUGCCGCCACCGCCGGACACACGACACCGGACACCGCUCGCCAAGCGUGCAGCUGGGGUGGCCUUCCUGCAGAUCGUUCACUGUUCGCUACGGCCGUACCGAGGGGGUGCCGAGAUAGGACCUUGCCAGGGGGACAGGCGCACAGAGCGGGCCAAGAAACUGACUGAAACAAAAGGAAACUAUGUUGAAAAAUUAACCGUGAGAGUGCGUGAACUACCUGAUGUGGCACUAGCUGAAAUGUUGGACCAGGACACAGGUGUUCGAGAUUCUGUUGUCCGCAGCACCACAGCAGCAGCAUCCCACAGUCGACAUAACCGAUUUGUCGAAUCUGCUUUUCAAAUACCCUGUGCCACAGUCGGUGUCUGCAUGUCAGGAGCAGCAACUGUUGGAGUUUACUCAACCUGCAGUUAAGUGGUUGCAGAAUACUGUUCUUUGUCAAUACUUACAACGCGACUUCCAGAGGAUCGAAAAGGCCUAGCACUGGACGGCGAUUUAGAUGUAAUAAUUGAAACUGAGAAUGUUCAGCGCUUGGUGCUAAAAUGCAGUAUGCAUGGUAUAAGUGGGACUAUCUGUGUAGCAUAUUGGAAUACAUUAAAAAGAAAAUGACUACCGACUAUGACCUAUCACAUAUUCCUAUUGAUGUCGAUAAGUUUGGCAGGAAGGCGUCCAUUGUCUACGUAUGGACAAGCAAAGAUGGAAUUAACUUAUGGACACUCAUGCAUUUGCAUUAAACAUUCGAGUGUUGUGAACUUAAUGUGGUACAGAGCGAUUUCAAGGCAUACAAAAAACAAUUGUUUGCGAAAU
Messenger RNA from Schistocerca cancellata (South American locust), 924 nucleotides. RefSeq lists its product as uncharacterized. The transcript is spliced from 3 exons. Lineage: Eukaryota; Metazoa; Arthropoda; Insecta; Orthoptera; Acrididae. The record is from RefSeq and is a predicted model, not a curated record. The coding region runs from base 1 to 531 and encodes 176 amino acids.